AUGUGUGAUUACCUGAACCGAACAUUCGACGCUCGAUGGAUCGGCAGAGGUGAACCGACCGCUUGGCCACCCAGGUCACCUGAUUUAUCGGCCACGGGUUUCUUUUUGUGGGGUACCAUCAAAGAGCAUGUGUACGAGAUUUCUGUCGACAGUGGAAUGGACUUUGUUGCACGAAUCGUGGCCGCAAAAACUGUCCGUGAUAAGCCAGACGUUUUUGAAAAAUUUGGCGGUCAAUGCAACGGCGCUGUGAAUUCUAUGUUCAAAGAUACUAAUUUAGAUUAUUUUGUAUCUUUUUCAGCUCUGCUUCUUCUGUAUGAUGUUACAAAUAAAUCCAGCUUCGAUAACACGAGGGCAUGGUUGGGUGAAAUCAAUGAGUAUGCGCAAGACGAUGUAGUUAUUAUGCUGAUUGGAAACAAGGCGGAUGCCACCACUGAUCGACAAGUCAUGUACGAAGACGGCGAAAGGCUCGCCAAAGAGUAUGGAGUUGCGUUUAUGGAAACGAGUGCCAAAACUGGAAUCAACGUAGAGCUUGCUUUUAUGGCUGUAGCGAGAGAGUUGAAGCACCGCCAGAGCUACCAGACCAACCAAGAAUCCAAGUUCAACGUCAGAGAGUAUGUUAGACAAGAAAGCACGAAAAGCAGUUCUACAGGGACUUGCUGCGGAUAAAAGCUUCUCGGAGCGUCGUUUCUAUGGUUACCGAAACAAUUCCCGUGGUCUGAAGCGUGCCUGUGUCAACUCAAUCCGGUUCGGAAAGGAUGGCAACAAGAGGAAGAAAAAAAGUUGCUUUUUUGCUUUUCGUUGCGGUUUUAUCGUUUUGUCACAAAAGCACUUUUUUUUUUUUUUAUUUUCUUUGCCUUCUUUUCUUUUCUUUCUUUUUUUUUUUUUUUUUAAUAUAUCUGUGUCUUUUAUUUAUCAUUGUGGGAAAUAAAUGUAGAAUUCGAGCUUCCGUUGGCAACACGUUAAAAUCAUGCCCUAGAGAAUCAGACUUUUGUUUUUAAAGUAAUAAAAUCUCUCAAAAUCGAAGCAAUGGAAAACUGAAUCGAAUUUAUUUCUGUUUUCGCAUGUCAAAAGUGUUCAUCUAGUCUUCCGCAGUAUUAAGCAGUAUUUUUCAAACUUUUCUUCCUGACAUUCCAUAAAAGUUUGCCUCUGUAUUCUUGCUGGAAAUUAAUGCAACUUUUAUGUUUUUAUUUUUCUCUUUUCUUUUCUGAGUAAAAUAAUUUGCUGCCAAACCUGACCUCUAAGUUAUCGAAUUCUAGCAAUGCUUUCCAACAUUUUUAUAUUGACUUCAACUGAAAAUUUAUGUUGGGUGAAAUAACAUAACUAACAAUAAAAGCAAAUUUAUAAUAGAUCUAAGAGAAGUAUAUUAGCAUGAACUCUGAAAUAUAGACAAGCUUAUUCCUUUCCUGAGGCUGAAUUCAGAUAUAAAAGAUGCUAUCAUUUCCUAAAAUAAUUUGUUUUUAGUUUGCGUUCGAUGUUUACAUGUGCCUUCAUUUAUCUCAACAUUAUCUACUGUUUAAUAAUUAAUAAAAUAUUUUAAUGAUAAAAUUCCACGUUCCAUUAGGUAAUUCUAAUUCAUUAACUUGUUUCUGCCUCUUUCCCUCUCUCGUUUUCUUUUACUCUUUCGAUUUUAUGCAUUUUUUUGGUAUUAUGUCUAAGUGAUCAACUGAUUUAUAAUUUUAUUUCUGGCAUUAAUAAAAAACGUUUUAACGAAAAUUUAAAUAGCAAUAAUAUAUUUAUUUUGUAAUAUAAUUUA
This is a messenger RNA of Stegodyphus dumicola, 1753 nucleotides long. RefSeq names its product ras-related protein Rab-37-like. Gene Ontology annotation, molecular function: GTPase activity; GTP binding. The record is from RefSeq and is a predicted model, not a curated record. NCBI's taxonomy places the organism in Eukaryota, Metazoa, Arthropoda, Arachnida, Araneae, Eresidae.